Molecule: messenger RNA, 5816 nt
Organism: Triplophysa rosa
Lineage: Eukaryota; Metazoa; Chordata; Actinopteri; Cypriniformes; Nemacheilidae
Gene: ano5a
Product: anoctamin 5a
Exons: 22
Coding region: 169-3090 (973 amino acids)
Biological process (GO): chloride transmembrane transport
Cellular component (GO): plasma membrane
Molecular function (GO): chloride channel activity; protein dimerization activity
Source: RefSeq, a predicted model, not a curated record
CAAGUCCCAGUGUGGGCAAAUCUGAUGAUCCACUGUGCGCGGAGUGGUAGCGGUCAGAGAGCUGAGAUCAGACCACGGGGCGUGGGCUCGGACUGAGCCCCGGCGGAAAGAUCAUUGGUUCAACAACUCCGUCAAAUUCACGUGAUUACUUUUGGAUACUUUAUAAAAAUGAAUCGCGGAAAGUCGGGCGAUGCGACGCUUAUUGAAAUGGACCGGACUGUUUGGUCCAACGGUGGUGGUGAGGAAAACAACGGCUUCCACACGAGUUUGGAUAAGGAAUCAUUUCAACUUGAAAACGCUGUGUCCACGUUGAGUGUUGUCUCUGAGUGCACAAGCAUUGCGUCUGUUUGCUCAAGUCAUUCUUCAGUGAUUGGGUGUGAACGGUGUGAGAAAGAAAACACUGAACCACAGCAACACCUCAGCAGCUUUAUGGGGAUAUGGAGAAAGAGAGCCUUAUUUCUGAAGUAUCGCUCACGGGUGGAUAAACAGCACCAGAGCAAGGACUCUGUGUACUUUAGAGAUGGCGUACGUAGGAUAGAUUUUGUUCUUUCAUACAUCGAUGACAAGGAUGAAGUGAAGAAAGUGGAGCGAAGGAAGGAGUUUGAAGGUAACUUACAGAAAGCCGGACUUGAGCUGGAGACUGAAGACAAAUCUGAGUCAGAAGAUGGAAAGACAUAUUUCUUAAAGGUCCACGUUCCCUGGGAGGUGCUGGCAACGUACGCAGACGUUCUGAAAAUCAAAGUGCCUUUUAAAGCCAAUGAUAUUCCAGAAAAUAAAGAAGCGCCCAUGAGCUGGCUCUUUACACCCAUUCGUCUCCCUGAAAAUGUGAUGCACCCAGAGCCCGAUUAUUUCACCUACACCUUCGACAAGAGCAAGAUCGACUUUUUUCUCAUCGAGGACAAAGACACCCUCUUCCCUCCGUCCACACGGAACAGGAUUGUGUAUUACAUCCUUUCCCGAUGUCCUUACAGUAAAGAAGACAAAGCCAAGAAGGGCAUUAAGAGGUUGCUGAACAACGGCACCUAUAUAGCUGCCUUUCCUCUACAUGACUGUAGGUACUGGACCAGGUCUCGAGAUCCAAACUGUGAGAGUGAACGCAAUGAACUGUACAGAUUCUGGGCACGUUUCAGUCGCUUUUACAAAGAGCAGCCGCUCAACCUCAUACGGAAAUAUUAUGGAGAGAAGAUCGGCAUCUACUUUGCUUGGCUGGGCUUUUACACAGAGAUGCUGUUUUACGCUGCACUUGUCGGUCUGCUCUGUUUCAUCUAUGGUUUGGCCACAUAUGACGAAAAUGUCUCGAGUAAGGAGAUUUGCAAUGAGACCAUCGGCGGGCAGAUCAUCAUGUGUCCUCUCUGUGAUAAAAAAUGUGGCUACUGGAAGCUCAACUCAACGUGUAGUUCAUCAUGGCAAUCAUAUCUGUUUGACAAUACGGCCACGGUGUUCUUUGCAAUAUUCAUGGGAAUAUGGGUGACUCUGUUCCUGGAGUUCUGGAAGCGGCGUCAGGCGCGGUUGGAGUACGAGUGGGAUCUGGUGGACAUGGAGGAAGAACAACAGCAGAUGCAGCUCAGACCGGAGUAUGAGAUCAAAUGCACAGACCGCCGGAUCAACCGCGUCACCCAGGAACAGGAGUUGGUUCUAGACCAGACAUCAGCUGAUAAAGCAGGCAGGUUCAUCCUGUGCUGGACCACUGUUGUCUUGUGGAUCUGUCUAAUCAUCGCCAGUAUAAUCGGGGUGAUAGCGUACCGCCUGGCAGUGUUUGCUGCCUUCGCCAGCAUUAUGAAGGACAGCCCCACCAGUAAGCUGGAAGUGGUUGGGUCAUUAAUCACACCUCAGCUUGCUACAUCUGUAACCGCUUCCUGCAUCAACUUCGUCAUCAUCAUGAUUCUGAACUAUCUGUAUGAGCGGGUGGCCAUUUGGAUCACUGAUAUGGAGGUUCCGAAAACUCACCUGGAGUACGAGAACAAGCUGACGGUGAAGAUGUUUCUCUUCCAGUUUGUCAACUACUAUUCAUCCUGUUUCUACGUAGCCUUCUUCAAGGGCAAAUUUGUGGGUUACCCUGGUGAUUAUGAAUACAUGUUCAGCAAACGGAGCGGCCUGAGAAAUGAAGAGUGUGAGCCUGGUGGUUGUCUGAUUGAGUUAACCACUCAGUUAGUAAUAGUUAUGACGGGGAAACAGGUGUGGGGGAACAUACAGGAAGCUCUCGUACCUUGGCUGCGUAACUGGUGGGUGAGCAGGAAUGCCCGGAAUCACCCGGAGAGUCUGUACAGCCGCUGGGAACAGGAUAAUGACCUCCAGUGUAUGGGUCAGCUCGGACUCUUCUACGAGUACCUGGAGAUGGUUAUCCAGUUUGGCUUCAUCACCCUGUUUGUGGCAUCUUUUCCUCUGGCUCCGCUGCUUGCUCUCAUUAAUAACAUGGUGGAGGUGCGAGUGGAUGCUUGGAAAUUCACAACUCAGUUCCGCAGGCCCGUGGCUGCCAAAGCUCACAGCAUCGGUGCAUGGGAGGAGAUCCUCAACAUGAUUGCUGUUUUCUCAGUGGUCACCAAUGCCUUCAUUGUCUCGUUCACAUCUGACAUGAUCCCACGGCUGGUGUAUCUGUACACGUAUCACCCGGGAACUGAGAUCACUAUGGAAGGAUACAUCAACAACAGCCUCUCGGUCUUCAACAUCUCAGAGUUCCGACCCGAGAACCGGCCAGAGGACGGAGAGAACCCCGAAUGGUUUAACAGCCUUAAUGUGACCACAUGCAGGUACCCUGAUUACCGCUACCCACCGGGACAUGAGAAACAGUACAAGCACACCAUGCAGUUUUGGCACAUUCUCGCUGCCAAAAUGGCAUUUAUCAUCAUCAUGGAGCAUGUGGUGUUUGUGGUGAAGUUCUUUGUGGCCUGGCUGAUCCCUGACGUGCCGUCGGAUGUGAAAGCUCGUAUAAAGCGCGAGCGUUACCUGAUUCAGGAGUAUCUGCAUGACUACGAGCUGGAUAAACUCAAAGUCCAGCUCAGCCAGAACAGGCAGAACAUUGAAGAGUGUACAUGUCCCACCACAGCCGCCCCACCUGUGAAACUUGAGGUGUUUUCUGACUGUCUGACCUAACCAGACCUCUCUGAACCACAACACACUACAAUCUCAAGGCCAAUGAGAGAGGCCCGUGUUAUAAAGCGCUCUGAAAUCACCACGCUUGCUUUACCCCACUAGUCCAUAAUAAAGUUUACAUCACGCAACGUCCAGACCGGAUCACAGUACUUUCACACUGUGUUGACUCAUCUGGCUGCUUGAUUGAUUUAUAUUCAGUCAGGUGACCUCCAUAAGUCGACCCUUAUGAAAGGGCCCCCUCUUAGAACCAAGUCUUCCCAAUCGGGAUUGUUAAAUCUGAAGUUUUAUAAAUAAAAUAGCCAUGAAGUUAAAGCCAGAUUUAAAUGCACUGUAGACAUAUCUUAAGCCAUAUGACUUCAGCUGUAACUUGUUUUCUGAAAACGCGAUCUAUGCAGUCUCCUCAAUCCUUGUUUUUGUUUGAUUUCCGUGUCAACGUUCUCUGCUGGUGUGGCCAUUUUCUCUUAUAUGACACUACAAAGAUAAAGUGUGAGCUGUUUAUAUUUUCUGGUAAACACUGUGUCAAAGCCAGACAGCUAAGGGGUGAAUCUCAUGAAAGCAUUUCUAGUGUCAUAGUCUAAAAUCAAAAGAACUAAAAAGGUAAGAAGUUCUAUUUUGCAUAAAGAAAAUGAAGGCUGUUUGGGACUAAAUGGUAUUUUUGUAAUGCAUUUUGUUCCCUAAACUCAGAUUAAAACGGUAGAUUCUCAUUACCAUAAUGCAAAAACAGUAUAUUCUCAAUACCAUAAUGCAAAAACAAAGAAGAAUAGCAUUACCACAAUGAAAAAAGAGUAGAUUGUCAUUACAGUAAUUAAAACCGUGAAUUAUCAUACCCGUAUUGCAAAAACAGUAUAUUCUCAAUACCAUAAUGCAAAAACAGAAGAAUAGCAUUACCACAAUGAAAAGGAGUAGAUUGUCAUUACAGUAAUUAAAAAUGCUUUAGAUUCUCAUUACUUUAACCCCAAAAACUUGAAUUCUCAUAACCGUAAUGCAAAAACAAAGAAGAAUAGCAUUACCACAAUGAAAAGGAGUAGAUUGUCAUUACAGUAAUUAAAAAUGCUUUAGAUUCUCAUUACAGUAACCCCAAAAACGUGAAUUCUCAUAACCGUAAUGCAAAAACAGUAGGACCUCAUUACCAUAACAGGACAACUUAAGGUUCACUAUCAUUAUUCUCAGUUAUCACCACAAAAUGAAAGAAUAUCAAUUCACAUUAAAAACUAAUAUGUCCAAUAGUUCGGAGUGAAAUAUAAUCCGGACAUGUUCUUGCUAGUUUUUGUGAGAUUCAUCAGUUUUUAGAGAAUCGAAUCAAUCGUCUUUGAACACAGCUUCUGUAUGAAUAUUUAUUUGUUCUGAAUGCCUUGCAACCAAAGCUAAAAUGCCUUAAAACCUUCUUACAUCUGCAUGAAUGUUCGACAUUAUUUAAAAUAGAUUAAGAUAUUAAUAUUCAACUAAAGUUUAAUCUGUUUACUGCUUGUUUAGAAUUCAUGUACAAAGAAAUGUAAAUUAUAUAGAUGAAGUUGUGAGGAGGAAAAGAUUUUAAGUUAUUACUGUACGUACUUUUAGUGAAUUCUCUUUUGUGAGUUAUAUAAAAAACUGCCACGAAAAAUUUAGCAGUAUUAUUUCAUAGUGCAGCAUUUCUGCUGAUUCAGUGACAGACAACUUCCAAUGCCAUAUUUGUUUUCUUGCUGGAAAUAUAAUUCAAAAUGAAGCUCUAUACCAAAUAUGAGUACGUAUACAGUACAUAUGCACACUACAAGUUAAACUUCUUAUUUUACAGAGCUGAUUGUUACAGGCAAUCAACUCAUUAAACCUUUAAAACAACCAAUGAGAAAUCUAUAUUUUCAAAGCCAAAGUGCUAAUGCUUAUAAUGUGCCUUUGUUUCUCCGAAAAUGAAGUCCAGGUGGAGUGUUCAAUCAUUUUACCUUCCUUUCCAUUUCAUUUGCUGUGUCGUCCUAGUGAGAGAAGGACAAAGCCACUGUGGCCAUUUUUUCCUAGGUUUUUGCACAAAGCACUUGUUGUCUCAUACAAUCCUCAGUGUUAUGCAGUUAAGUGAAAAUGCAGUUGUAUAAAAUAAUAAGUUUAGGCUGACUGUAUAUUUCCAGUUUGAUCAUGCCUUUGUCAUUUCAUUUGACAUUGGCCUAAAGGGUUAACAAAAUUAGCAAUGAAAAUUCAAAUGAGGACCAUAAAAAGUUAGGAUCGGUUUGACGUGUAAUAAUAACGAGCGCUUCUAUUUUGCUUUCAUUUUUGACGUAAACGGUUUAAUUGGAAAUCAUAUUUUAUCUGUAUCCUAAAUGUUUUUUUCCAUCUCUGUGUAAUAUGAAGAAUUUAAUCAUUGUUUUCUCAUUUCAAGAACCGUUAUUCAUAGAAAUGUAUGCUGUCUGAAUAGUUCACUAUUGACAUUGACAAUCUGGAAGCUGUGCCGUGAGGUAUAAUAAUCCAUCCAAGGUCAUGACCUUAUUUCAAAUAGAUUUUGAAGUUCUGAAGAUAAAGUGUUUGUGCCUUAACCUUAUUUUAUUUUAUUCACUUUAUUUUUUUAGAAUUUCUGUCAUUUUGAUUCAUUUAAAUGAUUUCAUGUUUUUUUUAAUCUGAUUUUGACAUUGGUUAGCAUGGUUAUCUAGGAUGUGUAUUUGAAUUUGUGUGUGGGUUUUUCUGCAUUGCUCUUAUGUACUCGGAAAUGUACUAAAUUUUUCAUUCUUUGUGCAAUCCAUUGUCACCCAAAUAAACUAUUAAAU